Messenger RNA from Rosa rugosa (rugosa rose), 2728 nucleotides. Its product is annotated as protein ROOT HAIR SPECIFIC 17-like. Bases 437 to 2266 code for a protein of 609 amino acids. The record is from RefSeq and is a predicted model, not a curated record. The transcript is spliced from 10 exons. Lineage: Eukaryota; Viridiplantae; Streptophyta; Magnoliopsida; Rosales; Rosaceae.
CAAGCUUUUGCUUUAAUGUGAUUUUGAUUCAGCUAUUUUCCCUUCAUAAAGAUCUCGAUUUCCCAUCAAGGUAAUGACAGAUAUUUUCCCCAGCCAGCUCCAUUUCACAAUUUGGGUCCCAAUCUGAUGAUCACAAUUCACAAGUCUCACCGUUACUCGCUCAUUCGUAACGCCCGUAUCUGAGCAACCACACCGGAGCCAAACCCAUAAAAAGAAUUACGCGCGCGAUGGGUUUCAGGGGAGGAGGCACUUUUUGGCCAAGAUCGUUUGUUUUGUUGCGGGGGAAAGUAUAAACGUUUCCCCUUCACCCUCGUCGCCGCCCUGAGAUAGAGACACCCCUCUUCUCCAAAACCUCCGCCCAAUCACCUCCUGCCACUUGUCCCUCAGCCUUCAAAUAACGCCGUCGACUCCGAGAGGCUACUAGCUCAUUUUAGCUAUGUCUACGUUCUCUCCAAUGAAGAAGAAGAAGAGAGACAAGUCGGACAACAACUACCUCAACGGCGUCGUUCUCCACAGCCCCAUUCUCCGGCGGCACAUCCGCCGCUACCGCCACCACAUCUUCCCGGUAAUCUCCGUCGUCUCCGGCUGCCUGCUUCUCUUCCUCGUCGCCUUCUCUCUCAUCGCUCGUUCGCCGCCUCUCCACCACCACGAUCACAUCUCGCUCCUGCGUUUCCACGCCUCCUCGGCUGAUAACGGCGUCGUCGAGGUCCAGUUGAACAAUGACGAGACGCCGGCGUUUCGUGUUCCGGAGAGUGGAGGGAGCUCAGUCCAACAUUUAUGGAGCGGAACGAAAUCGGAGCUGUUCUUUGGUUGUAGCAACGCCGGCGAUGAGUUUUUGACGGCCGAUGUGAAAACGCUUCCCAAUCGGUACUUGUUGAUUGCUACCAGUGGAGGCUUGAAUCAACAGAGAACAGGGAUAACAGAUGCUGUUGUUGCAGCUUAUAUUUUAAAUGCUACUCUUGUUGUUCCGAAGCUGGACCAUCAAUCAUUUUGGAAGGAUUCCAGCAACUUUGCUGAGAUCUUUGAUGUAGACUGGUUCAUAUCUUUUCUGUCAAAUGAUGUCAAAAUCAUUAAAAAGCUUCCAUCGAAGGGAGGGAAACCAAUGAGUCCAUAUACCAUGCGUGUCCCGAGGAAGUGUAAUGUGAAAUGCUACCUGAAUCGCGUAGUGCCUGUUCUUAAUAAAAAGCAUGCUGUUCAGCUCACAAAGUUUGAUUACAGGCUUUCAAAUAACCUGGAAUCACAUUUACAGAAGCUGAGAUGUAGGACUAAUUAUCACGCCUUGAAAUUUACUGACAAUAUUAAUGGAAUGGGGAGGAAGUUGGUUGAGAGAAUGAAGAUGAAAAACAAGCAUUUCAUUGCCCUGCAUUUGAGGUUUGAGCCGGAUAUGCUGGCAUUUUCUGGUUGUUAUUUUGGUGGGGGAGAAAAAGAAAGGAAUGAACUUGGUGCAAUUCGGAAAAGGUGGAAAACUCUACAUCCAACCAACCCUGACAAGGUACGAAGACGUGGUAGAUGCCCUCUAAGCCCAGGAGAAGUUGGUCUUAUGCUUAGAGCAUUGGGCUUCGGAAGUGAUGUUCACUUGUAUGUGGCAUCAGGUGAAGUAUAUAAAGGUGAAGAGACGUUGGCACCGCUGAAAGCACUUUUCCCAAACUUCCAUACAAAGGAGACUAUAGCAAGUAAGGAAGAGUUGGAACCAUUUUCUUCCUUCUCUUCUCGCAUGGCUGCACUAGAUUUCAUUGUCUGUGAUGAAAGUGAUGUCUUCGUCACCAACAAUAAUGGCAAUAUGGCUAGAAUAUUAGCUGGUCGAAGGAGAUACUUUGGGCAUAAACCAACAAUCCGUCCAAACACUAAGAAACUGUACAAGUUGUUCAUUAACCAAAAUAACAUGACAUGGGAGGAAUUUGCUUCCAGGGUUCGAACUAGUCAAAUUGGAUCCAUGGGAGAGCCAAAUGAGAAAAAGCCAGGCAAGGGUGAGUUCCAUGAAAAUCCAGCAGACUGCAUCUGUAACACAUCUAAUACAAAGUCCAAAGACGUCCGAAUUCCUCAAAUUGAAAUCAAUGAAGGCAGUAACAUCAGUAAGGAAGAUGAGACAAGUAAGGAUAGUGGUUAUGCGACAGAUGGGCACAUGACGGAUGACGAGCAAUUUUGGCCUGAGAUGGAUUAUGUGGAUACUGGAAACAAGUCUCUGGGAAAAGGGCCUAGUCAAAGAUUUUCGUAUCAGGGUCUUAAUUAUGAUCUGCCAGAACUUCUAGAGCUCUUUUCAGACUGAAUGGUGGAGACUGGAGACUGGAUUGCACAUUUUUUUGACUGAGCUUAUUCGGCUAAACGAUUCUUUUCCAAAGUCUGUGGUUCUUACUGUUGCCCAUUUUGAAGUUGCGACAACGACAAUGACAAAGCUGUUUGUACAUAAAGGCCUCAGCAGCUGAGCAGCUUCGGCUAGAGAUAAAGAUAUACAAGACUGUUCAGAUUUUGAACCUUGUACAUUAAACAAGCUUAAGGACAUUCUAUUACCUUUUUCUUUUUCUUUUUAGUGAUUUUUGCCGCAAGGAAGGAAUGUUUAUAUGACAGGAUAGGAAAAGAGGUUUAACAUCUCAUAGGAUUUUAGGCUAUACUUUCUGUUUAGUUUUCUAUUUAUUUCCGAAAUUCAAAUACACCAAUGUAAUAGUUCAUUUUGUUCAUAAAUUUCCAUGUAUUUGAAAGUGGUGCAAUAAAAUGAUCCAUCUUUUCUUCA